Molecule: messenger RNA, 465 nt
Organism: Nicotiana attenuata
Lineage: Eukaryota; Viridiplantae; Streptophyta; Magnoliopsida; Solanales; Solanaceae
Exons: 3
Coding region: 1-465 (154 amino acids)
Source: RefSeq, a predicted model, not a curated record
AUGGUUCCUAGUUUGCAUCUUAUGAAAGAUGAUGGUGAUCCAUUUAGUGAUCCAAAUAGAUACAGGUGGUUAGUUGAGAGAUUAAACUAUCUCGCUGUGAAUCGUCCAGAUAUUGCUUUUGUAAGAAAUCACGGUUAUUCUCGCAUUAACUAUUUUGCUGAUGCAAAUUGGGAUGGAUCCAAGAUUGAUAAAAGAUUUAUUACUGGUUAUUGCGUCUAUGUUGGUAGAAACUUGGUAUCAUGGAGAAAUAAGAAACAAAAUAUUAUAUCUCGAUCAAAUGCAGAAUCCGAUUUAUCUGCAUUAUGUCUCGAAUUGGCCUGUUUGUAUCAGGACAGUGAAAGUGAAGAUGAAGGGGUGGCCUUGAUGAAUCAGAAGAAAAAAAGCACAACUGGCACUCUAGAAUACAAUUGCAAAUGCAGUCAAGCAGAACAGUUGUCACUCUUGAAACUGAUAAAGCUACUUUAA